AUGCUUUUCCGUCCACAAAGUCUCAUUCUUCUUGCCCUUGUGCCCUCAAUUCUCGCUUUACCGCAAUACGGUAGCUACGGGAACUAUGGGGACUAUAAGCUUGGUGAUUAUGGGUCUUAUCCCUCGCCACCGCCCUCAGGGGCAGCAAAUCCGUAUGGUAGCUACGGCGACUAUGGUGCUUACAAGCGUGAUCCUACAGCAGCUCCCAUGAAGAGGAAGGAAGCCAGCCCUGGAGCUGCACCAGCAGCGGUCGAAAAAAAGGAGGCAGCUCCAGAGCCUGCUCCUGCAGACUACGGCGACUAUGGCAACUAUGGAGACUAUGGAACCUAUAACAUACCUCCACCCGGAGCUGCAAAUCCUUACGGCUCAUAUGGUGACUAUGGAGCCUACAAAGAGUGA
Molecule: messenger RNA, 399 nt
Organism: Exophiala spinifera
Lineage: Eukaryota; Fungi; Ascomycota; Eurotiomycetes; Chaetothyriales; Herpotrichiellaceae
Exons: 2
Coding region: 1-399 (132 amino acids)
Source: RefSeq, a predicted model, not a curated record